UCCAUUCGUCAACUACUUAAAUUUUAUCUCCCCAGUGGAUCAUUCGAAGACGAAGUAUCCUGUCAAAAUUGUUGUGGAAGUUUCUUCGAAAAUGGAGUCGAGCGUGUGAGCCUCCAGCCAUUAUGCAAUAAUUUAUAACGAUAACUCUCCCGUCACUGUCAUAUCAUUCUGAUCCCCGUAGUGAGAUGACUGUGACCAGGCAUUACUCCAUCGCAAUUGGGCAAAUGCAAGCUUCAUUAAUUCAAAAUGACGACUUAAUUUUGCUCUGUUUUAUCAUAUUCCUUUCAGAAAGAGCUGGUGAGGAUGGGCAAGAACAGUUUGUCAGAGAAAUUUCGUUUAUGCAGCGAGUUGGUACUCACAAGAAUGUACUAAGCAUGAUUGGCUUCUGGAACAGAUCAGAACCCAUCAUGCUAAUCCUGGAAUAUGUUCCACAUGGAGAUCUUCUUCAAUGGCUGAGGAACAAAAGACAACAAGUGAAAUGCAAAAACGGCAUUGAUGGUGUAAUUUUUGAAUCCAUGGACGAAUUAUCAGACAGUACUGCGAGUUCAAAUGAAGCUGCCUCAUCUGAUAAGUCAGAGGACGAAGGCUUUCACGAUACUGAAGAGAAACUCACGACUGUCCAGGAAUUCGAGGAAGUUACCGAAAAACAAGACUUCAUUGUCAUGUCAGACAGUUUAGUCACUUUGGAAGAACUGACAUUUAGAGAUGAGAAAAGGAACGAUACUGAAGUACUUCCAAUCAGAAUUCCGCAAACUGAUUUUCAUCUAAGGCUCCAAGGAGAGAAAAUAACACAGAGCCAACAGUCCGAUAAACUCGGUCAACUGAGUCACAUGGAUGUGACGUUGCCCACUGCAAGUGCAAAUACUAGUUUGGGAGAUUCUACCGCUGAUUUUCGGCUUAGUAGUGGAAGCGGAGACAACUUGAACAGCAAGAUGGCAGAAAAUGAGGACAGAAAUGAAGACAAUGGGAAAGAGGGAGUGAAUUCAUCGAUUGAUGAAGAGGCAGCUAUCAGCAUUUCAUUUAAAAGUGCACGUUCCUUGCCGCAGCCCCAGGAGAACAUGGAGCGACAACAAGGAACAGACGGUGAUGGCGCGCAGGCAGUUGACUUCACCGUUGAAGAUGUACUUUGUUUUGCAUGGCAGAUAGCAAAGGGAAUGAAGUACUUGGCUGGUAAGGGAUUUGUUCAUCGGGAUCUGGCCGCGCGUAACAUUCUUCUUGGUGAAGACAGAGCUGUGAAGAUUGCUGACUUUGGCCUACUACGUCACACAUAUGGGGACAUAUAUGAAUUAAAGAACACGAAGAAACUGCCAAUCAAAUGGAUGUCACUUGAGUCACUAGUCAGCGGCAAAUACACUUCUAAAAGCGAUGUGUGGUCUUUUGGUGUACUUUUGUGGGAAUUGUGCACAAUGGGUCACAUCCCAUACCCUGGAAUAAGUAAUAGAGAGCUGUUCAAACUUCUUAAGUCAGGAUACCGAAUGGACAAACCAGCCAUUUGCUCUGAUGCGCUAUACGAGUUGAUGUUAGACUGUUGGAGGGCAGACCCUGAGGAGAGGCCAUCAUUUGAACAGCUGGUAACAAGAAUGGAACAAAUGAUGACGAGGGACGCUCCUUAUUGGGAUCUGAAUGAGGAAUAUGAAAGUGAUGCCUCUAACACUGAGACGAAACCCGAAAGUGAUCAACUACAUGUGUGAUUUUUUCAGCCCUCU
Molecule: messenger RNA, 1706 nt
Organism: Stylophora pistillata
Lineage: Eukaryota; Metazoa; Cnidaria; Anthozoa; Scleractinia; Pocilloporidae
Source: RefSeq, a predicted model, not a curated record